AUGAAUAAAACUGUCACAUUAAAAAGUUUAAAUAAAAUAAAAGCGGUGACGUCUGCAACGCAAAAUCCAUUACGUCGCAGUGCUGGCGGUCGGUUAAUAAGUAUGACCCUAAAGCGAAGUGAUACAAUGAAUAAUGGAGCUAAACACAAAAUGAAAGAAUGUCUAAUGACGAUCGUAACUAACAGCUGUCUUCUAAUCUUAAAAGACGUUUCAAAAGCCUUUUUAUGCACUUAUAGUGCAACUCCUAUUAACUCUUUUCUAUUUCCAUAA
Clunio marinus is the source of this 270-nucleotide messenger RNA. NCBI's taxonomy places the organism in Eukaryota, Metazoa, Arthropoda, Insecta, Diptera, Chironomidae. The record is from the annotation of a GenBank genome assembly.